Halichondria panicea is the source of this 803-nucleotide messenger RNA. RefSeq names its product exosome complex component RRP46-like. The transcript is spliced from 6 exons. Gene Ontology annotation, cellular component: cytoplasmic exosome (RNase complex); nucleolus; nuclear exosome (RNase complex). The record is from RefSeq and is a predicted model, not a curated record. Bases 26 to 682 code for a protein of 218 amino acids. Gene Ontology annotation, biological process: rRNA catabolic process; nuclear mRNA surveillance; poly(A)-dependent snoRNA 3'-end processing. Lineage: Eukaryota; Metazoa; Porifera; Demospongiae; Suberitida; Halichondriidae.
AGCCACGUGGUCCUGAAAUAAAUAAAUGGAAGAUUCUGCAGGCAAGUUGAGGAGCUUGGAGUGUGAAUUAGGACUGCUAAAGAGAGCCGAUGGCUCUGCCAGACUGUCUCAAGGCAAUACAAGAGUCCUGUGUGCAGUGUAUGGCCCAGCAGAAGUUAAAAUCAACAAGGAGCAGUGUGAUCAAGCUACACUAGAGGUGACUGUCAAGCCAGAGAGUGGUAUGUCCUCUCCAAAAGAGCGGUUGCUAGAAGAGCUGGUGACCAGUUGCUGUAAGAGCACGGCCCUGUCUCAGCUCCACCCACACACAGCACUCUCAAUCACACUACAAGUUGAAAACAAUGAUGGAAUGUUACUCUCCACAUUGGUCAAUUGUUGCUGUCUUGCUCUACUAGAUGCAUGCGUUCCCCUCUCCACUGUAUUCUCAGCUAUUACGUGUGGAUACACUGAAAAUGGCCAACUUGUAACUGAUCUUAGUGCACAGCAAGAGGAGGUUUGUGAGUCGGUCCUAACCUUUGUGUUGGAAGACGCUACAAGUAACAUACUCACCACCUAUGCUAAAGGAGCAUUCUCAAUUGACCAGCUCCAGCAGUCUCUGGCUGUAGCUGAAGAAGCCAGUAAAAAGGUUACAGCUUUUUAUAGAGAGUCAGUUGAACGAAAGCUUUCUAAGGAUGCUGAACAUUGAAAAUAUUGCUGUUCACACCACCCAAAGAGCCAUAAACAUUGCUAAACAUUGUCCAAUUUCUUUUUAAUUUUAUGUGCAAAUCACAAUAAUUAAUGUUCAUGCAUAAAUAUUUAUUAUACUC